AUCUUACCGUCUACUUUUCUUUUUUUUUUUCUCUCCCACCAUUUUCUCUCAUCAGAACAGAAAUCAAAUCUUUCUCUCGUCCAGUAAGGGCUAGCACCCUCAGAUUUACACAUUCCUGCGCGCGUGGAUUCAUUUCUCACCUUCAUCACUCUCAUAUAUAUUCUCUUCUUUUCUUUUCUAUUCUUUUUUUUUUUUUUUUUUCCUCUUCUCUUCAUCAUCAGAUUAGCUCGUCAACAGUACUGUGAACUCAUUUGGGCUAUAGUGGGUGUUGGCUGUUCUUCAUCUUCAAGCUAACCUAAUGGACCUAGCUUUCCGUUUCUUCGCUGCAUCUGCUUGAUCCUUCGUUGCCUUCUCAUAGAUGAUCAAGAUCGAUCUGUGUCUGACGAAAUCAACAUAAGUGAUCUUCAAAUCCAGAGAGAGAGAGAAGAGUGAGAGGUUUGGAGAAGAGAAGAGAAAGCUGAAGCUGGCAAAUAAGUGGUGGGAGAGAAUAGAUCAUGCGGCUAUGGCUUCUGGGUAUCACGAUCAUGAUCUUAAUCAUGGAGCCCAACCCUCUCACCACUACGUCCACCCCCACCACCACCUACUCGCCGCCGGGGUCCCCACCGACCUCCACCUAAUCCCGCAACCCCAACGCUCCUCCGACUCCAAGGACUCCCCCACCGCCGCCGAUGACGACAGCAAACCUGAUCCCGACGCGCCCUCCACCAGCUCCGGCGGCGGUGGCUCCACCCCCACCCGCCGCCCCCGCGGCCGUCCUCCCGGCUCCAAAAAUAAGCCCAAGCCCCCCAUUAUCGUCACCCGGGACAGCCCCAACGCGCUCCGUUCCCACGUGCUUGAGGUCUCCGCCAACGCCGACAUCGUCGAGUGCGUCUCCACCUACGCCCGCCGCCGCGGGCGGGGAGUCUGCAUCCUCAGCGGGACCGGCACCGUCAUGAACGUCACGCUGCGCCAGCCGGCGGCCCCAGCUGGGAAUGUGCUGACGCUGCACGGCCGGUUCGAGAUACUUUCCAUCUCGGGGACGGUGCUCCCGCCCCCUGCCCCGCCUGGAGCGGGCGGGCUGUCGAUAUUUCUGGCUGGCGGGCAAGGGCAGGUAGUGGGAGGGAGCGUGGUGGGGCCGCUCAUGGCAGCCGGCCCGGUGGUUCUGAUGGCGGCGUCGUUUGCGAAUGCGGUGUUCGAGAGGUUGCCGCUAGAGGAGGAGGAGGCUGCGGCGGUGCCGUCGUCGCAGCCAGCCGCGUCGCAGUCUUCGAGUGUCACGGGCGGUGGCGGAGGGCAACUUGGCGAAGGAGGAGGAGGAGGCGGAGGCGGUGGCGGUGGGAGUGGGGCUGGUUUUUUCAAUGUGGGGAAUUAUCCAUUUUCAGGAGAUUUGUUCGGAUGGGGAGGAGGGAAUGCAGCCAGGCCUCCAUUCUAAUAGUUAAUGUGCUUCAUUAUGUUUAUAUCAGUGUGAAGAAGUUGGGGGUUACAUUAGUAUGGUCAAUUUUGAGUGAUGAUUAAUUAAUGGGCUACUUCAUUUCUAUAUGAUAUUUCUGACCGUGUGCUUCACUCCCAUGAUCGAUGAUCAGUUUUGGAUUGAAGCUUCUGUCAAUAUGGCUCUAUAUAUGUGUUUACGGAACUAAACGAUAGAUGUGAGCUUUUGUUGAAGCUGAUCAACAGUGCAUGAUUUUGGGGAAGGUGGUGCUUGAAGGAAAGCAUGAUGAUAAAAUGUAACCCAGUGGGUGGAAACUUAAUUGGGACUGAAACUGAAUGGUGACUUCCAUAUCUUAAGGUCAGUGAUCGGUUCAAUUGAUGUAUAAACCAUUUGGAUACUUCAUUUCGUUUUCUUCUUCUUCUUCUAAAAAGUUUUAGAUUUUCCCAUGCAGCACUCCUUAAUUGACUUGGUUGAUCUUCUUUAA
Malania oleifera is the source of this 1889-nucleotide messenger RNA. RefSeq names its product AT-hook motif nuclear-localized protein 25-like. Gene Ontology annotation, molecular function: minor groove of adenine-thymine-rich DNA binding; DNA-binding transcription factor activity. Bases 503 to 1408 code for a protein of 301 amino acids. Gene Ontology annotation, biological process: vegetative to reproductive phase transition of meristem. The transcript has a single exon. The record is from RefSeq and is a predicted model, not a curated record. Lineage: Eukaryota; Viridiplantae; Streptophyta; Magnoliopsida; Santalales; Ximeniaceae. Gene Ontology annotation, cellular component: nucleus.